CAGUAAUGGCGGCGCCCUGUGGCUGGCGGCUGUUGGCCCCGUUCGGCCGGCGGCCGUGGGCCCGCCCGCGGGCUCCGCUCCGAUCUGUCGCCGCCAGCGCCACCGCCCCCCCGCUCUAUGAUGUGGUGGUGUCGGGCGGGGGUAUGGUUGGGAGCGCCAUGGCCGCCGCGCUGGGGCAUGAUAUCCACUUCCAUGGUAAGAAGAUUGCUUUGCUGGAAGCUGGUCCUAGGAAAGAAUAUGAUUGCAUGCCAGACACGUACAGUAACAGGGUCAGUUCCAUCUCCCCAGGAUCAGCAACCCUCCUAAGCAGUUUUGGUGCCUGGGAUCAUGUCUGCAGACUGAGACUCAAACCCUUCCGGCGGAUGCAGGUGUGGGAUGCUUGUUCAGAAGCCAUGAUCGUUUUUGAGAAAGAUGACUUAGAUGACAUGGGUUACAUAGUGGAGAAUGAUGUCAUUAUGUCUGCUCUCACAAAACAGUUAGAUGCAGUAGCAGACCGGGUGGAGGUUUUCUACGAGAGCAGAGCAGUGGGGUAUACCUGGCCCCUUCCCUCUCACAGAUGCGACACAAGCCCUUGGGUCCAAGUUGAGUUAGCUGACGGAUGCAGGCUUCAGACCAAACUGCUGAUUGGUGCAGAUGGUCAUAACUCCAUGGUCCGGAAGGAAGCUGAAAUUCAGAGCAUUGAGCAUCGGUAUGACCAGUCAGCUGUGGUGGCAACUCUUCAUUUGUCUGAGGCCACAGACAAUAACGUAGCGUGGCAGAGGUUCCUUCCCACGGGGCCAAUUGCACUUCUGCCGCUGUCUGACACUGCCAGCUCUCUGGUGUGGUCUACAUCUCAUGAACAUGCAUCAGAACUUCUGGCAAUGGAUGAGGAAAGCUUUGUGGACAGCAUCAACUCCGCCUUUUGGAGCAAUGUGAACCACUCUGACUUCAUCGACGCGGCGGGGGCCACGUUCCGCUCGGCCCUGGCGCUGCUGCGGCCGGCGGGGAGCGGGGCCCGGCAGCUGCCGCCCAGCGUGGCACAGGUGGCCCCCGGCAGCCGCGCCGCCUUCCCGCUGGGGCUGGGCCACGCCACACACUACGUCCGGCCCCGCCUGGCCCUCAUCGGGGAUGCAGCACAUAGAGUCCACCCACUUGCAGGACAAGGUGUAAACCUGGGCUUUGGUGACAUUGCAUGUUUAGCUCAUCACCUCAGUGCAGCAGCCUUCAAUGGGAGCGAUCUAGGCUCCUUAAAACAUCUCUUAAAGUUUGAGACAGAACGUCAGAGGCACAAUGUCUCCUUGAUGGCUGCUAUUGAUAUGCUAAAGAGGCUUUACUCCACGAGGCUGACGCCCUUGGUGUUGCUGAGGACUUGGGGAUUGCAAGCAACAAAUGCUCUGCCUCCUCUGAAAGAGCAAAUCAUGGCUUUGGCCAGCAAGUGAUCUGUUGUUGGUUUGGAACAGCAGCUUCCCUGUGAACGUGUUGCUCUUACAAGGACUGUGACUGACUUGACUCUUUGAAUUGUGUCAUUUUAAUUUAACAAUAAAACUGAGGGACGGAGCUGUGUAUUACA
Colius striatus (speckled mousebird) is the source of this 1549-nucleotide messenger RNA. RefSeq names its product coenzyme Q6, monooxygenase (gene COQ6). Gene Ontology annotation, biological process: ubiquinone biosynthetic process. NCBI's taxonomy places the organism in Eukaryota, Metazoa, Chordata, Aves, Coliiformes, Coliidae. Bases 6 to 1418 code for a protein of 470 amino acids. The transcript is spliced from 12 exons. The record is from RefSeq and is a predicted model, not a curated record. Gene Ontology annotation, molecular function: FAD binding; 2-octaprenyl-6-methoxyphenol hydroxylase activity; oxidoreductase activity, acting on paired donors, with incorporation or reduction of molecular oxygen, NAD(P)H as one donor, and incorporation of one atom of oxygen. Gene Ontology annotation, cellular component: mitochondrion.